AUGGCACCCCAACAAGCAAAAGUAUUUUCGGCAAACGGAUCUAUUCCUUCACCAAAAGAAUUUGAAGGAAAAGGUAAACUAAAAUUGUCGGGAAGAAUCCUUAAUGUGAUGACCUCAUUACCCUUGCAAAUUAUAAGUGAUUAUGACAAUAAGAACGGAGAGUAUUAUUGGGACGUUGAAGCUGUACGUGGUAAUUCAGCAUUGUACUCGUCACAAAACUUUCUUGCUGAGAACAAAGAAUGGGAGACACAUUUGAUUGCCUGGACCGGGGAAUUGAUAAAUAAAAAGAAAGAUACCAGUUUAUUAACUGCAGACACAUUGCAAGACGACCCGUUGUAUUUGGAUGAGGAGGAUAAACUGAAGAUCGAGAAGAAAUUAUGUGACGCCAGUGGCACUCCAAACAUUCAUCCGGUGUGGUUAUUAAGACGUGACCAGGGAAGGUGGAGAAAAUACGCAGAGAAUGUCUUGUGGCCAGUAUUCCAUUAUAUUCAGGGACAACCAUCUGACGGUAAAGCUGAAACCGAUGCUUGGUAUGAUUAUGUCAAGUUUAACGAAGCAUAUUUGAAUAAGAUCAAGUCAGUUUAUAAGCCAGGGGACAUUAUCUGGAUACAUGACUACUACUUGUUGUUGUUGCCCCAGUUAUUGAGAAUGGAGUUCCCAAAUGCAUAUAUCGGGUUUUUCCUUCAUGUUCCUUUCCCAUCCUCGGAGUACUUUAGGUGCAUUUCCAAGAGAUCACAAUUGUUGGAUGGUAUGUUAGGGGCUGACAAGAUUGGUUUCCAGUCGGACUCCUUCCAAAGACACUUUAUUUCUUGCUGUGCUCGUGUUUUGGGCUGUGAAGUCAACAGAGAUUCUGUUUCUGCAUACGGUACAACAAUUUCGGUUGAGACGUUGCCAAUUGGUAUCGAUACUGAAAAAAUUGAGCACGAUGCGUUUUCCAAGAACCUUGGGGUUGAGGAGAAGGUGCAAGCACUCAAACAGGUCUACAAAGGCAAGAAGCUUAUUAUUGGUCGAGAUAGAUUGGACAAAGUGAGAGGGGUUAUACAGAAAUUAGAAGGGUUUGAGAUCUUUUUGGAUAUGUAUCCGGAAUGGAGAGAAACAGUUGUCUUGAUUCAAGUUUCAAGUCCAGGCUACUCACACUCUGCUAACGUCGAAACAAGAGUUACAGAGAUAAUUUCUCGUAUCAAUUCCAAAUACGGUAACCUCAACCACACUCCUGUUUUGCAUUACCAGAUGAGAGUUGCCAAAGAAGAAUAUUUAGCAUUGUUACGAGUAGCAGAUUUGGCAUUGAUUACAUCUGUUAGAGAUGGUAUGAAUACGACUUCAUUAGAGUUUGUUAUUUGUCAGAAAUAUAAUAACUCGCCUUUGAUUUUGUCGGAAUUCACGGGUACAGCCACAGUGUUGAAAGAUGCUAUUAUGGUCAAUCCGUGGGAUUCUGUGGGUGUGGCAAAGACUAUUAAUGAUGCAUUGAUGUUAUCUAUGAAGGAGAAGGUUUCUUUAGAAUCAAAAUUAUAUGAGAAGGUCAUUUCAAACACCGUUCAAAAUUGGACAUCCACAUUCAUUUGUGAUAUUCUUGCUCAUUCAAUUGUCACACACACUAACAGUUACACCCCUGCAUUAAAUAGACCUUUAUUAUUAAAUAACUACGAUGAGUCUGAAAGAAGGUUAUUUUUGUUUGACUAUGAUGGGACUUUGACUCCCAUUGUCCAGGAUCCUGCAGCAGCUAUCCCAUCAGAUAAAUUGAAUCGUAUUUUGGAUGUUUUAUCGUCAGAUCCAAAGAAUCAGAUUUGGAUCAUAUCCGGUAGAGACCAAGCAUUUUUGGAGAAGUGGAUGGGAAACAAGAAUGUGGGUUUGUCGGCAGAGCACGGAUGCUUUAUGAAAGACAUUGGUUCCAAGGAAUGGGUAAACCUAGCAGCAUCAUUUGACAUGUCUUGGCAAGAGAAAGUCGAUGAUAUUUUCAAGUACUACACUGAGAAAACACCGGGAUCAAAUAUUGAACGUAAAAAGGUAGCAUUAACUUGGCAUUAUCGUCGUGCUGAUCCUGACUUGGGUAAUUUUCAAGCAGAAAAGUGUAUGAAAGAAUUAAAUGAUACAGUAGCCAGGGAAUAUGAUGUUGAGGUGAUGGCUGGAAAAGCAAAUAUUGAAGUAAGACCGAAAUUCGUCAACAAAGGUGAAAUUGUCAAACGAUUAGUUUUGCAUCCGCAUGGAGCCAAACAGGAUAAGCACCCCUCUGGACAUUGUACAAAAGAUAUACCAAUUGAUCAAUUACCUGAUUUUAUGUUGUGUUUGGGAGAUGAUUUAACCGAUGAGGACAUGUUCAAGUCGUUGAUUGAAAUUAACAAGAAAUGGACAAAUGACAACCGUCCAACUAACAAGUUUGGGUCUUAUGGUGUUUAUCCGGUUGCUGUUGGUCCUGCAUCAAAGAAAACAGUGGCAAUUGCUCAUUUGAAUGAGCCUCGCCAGGUGUUAGAAACCUUGGGUUUGUUGGCGGGAUUGGUAUCUAUAUUUGAAAGUGCAGGUACAGUUGAUUUGGAUGAUCGUGGUCACCUCGCCAAUAGUGUGUCUUCUGAAAGAUCAAAACAUGCUGUAUCCAAGGCAGUAUCGUUGCGUAAAAAAGCCAGUCAAGAAAAAGAAAUAGUAAAAGAAGCUCCUACUAAUGGUGCAAAGUGA
Messenger RNA from Candida dubliniensis CD36, 2667 nucleotides. It is a transcript of the gene TPS2, whose product is annotated as trehalose-phosphatase. Gene Ontology annotation, biological process: fungal-type cell wall organization; trehalose biosynthetic process; cellular response to heat. Bases 1 to 2667 code for a protein of 888 amino acids. The record is from RefSeq and is a predicted model, not a curated record. Gene Ontology annotation, molecular function: catalytic activity. Gene Ontology annotation, cellular component: alpha,alpha-trehalose-phosphate synthase complex (UDP-forming); cytosol. The transcript has a single exon. NCBI's taxonomy places the organism in Eukaryota, Fungi, Ascomycota, Pichiomycetes, Serinales, Debaryomycetaceae.